UGGCUUUUAGGCUUUCGAUGCUAAUAUAAGAGAGCAACUCAAGACAUGUUGCUUCAUCGUCAGCACACACAGUUGUAUUAAUCUAAACCUCGGAUAUCACUGACCACAAGAGCACAGUCAUCACUCUAAGGAUGAUGAGAUCGAAGAGGGAUCUGAUUCUGCUGAUGCUCCUCUCUUUAUGCGGUGCUCAGAAGAAGGGCACGCAGGAAACAUGGGAGCACAGAGACAAAACAAAUGGCAAAAGCUGCUCAAACCUGACCCAAGUGCUGGACAACUGGAAAUAUGCCAUCAUGUAUCAGGUGAAGGAUCUGCUGGUCAAUAAUCAUGCUUCAGUCUUACCUGAAUAUGUGAGGAUCAAGUCUCUGUCUGAUGCAGCAGAUGACCUCUACAAGCAAUUCAACACUCUGAAAGACAGCCUGGGCAAACUCACCAGUAAAUUUGACAAGGUGGAGGAUUUUGUUGAUGAGCUACAGGCAGGAAAAAUACCCAAAGGCUGGAUGUGGAAAGCACUAAAGCGUCCACCAGUGAGCAUGCCGACUCAGACACCAGUAAGGGCCUCUGGUAGAGGACAGUGGGUUCGGAGGGCAAGAGCCAAUAGAGGCCCUGGUACUUAGUGGACAUUAGUGGGACAUUUAGUAGGAUAUUGAG
Molecule: messenger RNA, 648 nt
Organism: Tachysurus fulvidraco (yellow catfish)
Lineage: Eukaryota; Metazoa; Chordata; Actinopteri; Siluriformes; Bagridae
Exons: 4
Coding region: 132-614 (160 amino acids)
Source: RefSeq, a predicted model, not a curated record